This is a messenger RNA of Miscanthus lutarioriparius, 465 nucleotides long. Lineage: Eukaryota; Viridiplantae; Streptophyta; Magnoliopsida; Poales; Poaceae. The record is from the annotation of a GenBank genome assembly.
AUGGCACCGACGCAGGCCAAGUCAGGUCUCUUCGUCGGCAUAAACAAGGGACACGUCGUCACCAAGCGACAGCUGCCGCUUCGCCCCGUCCAAUCGCAAGGGGCAUCAUGGUCUUAUAUCUUUGUCAUGGCCCUUUUAUUUCAGAAAGCUACCAAGAGGGUGACAUUCGUUAGAAGCUUGAUUAGGGAGGUUGCUGGUUUUGCUCCCUAUGAGAAACGCAUCACUGAGCUUCUCAAGGUUGGGAAGGACAAGCGUGCACUCAAGGUGGCUAAGAGGAAGCUUGGUACUCACAAGAGAGCAAAGAAGAAGAGAGAGGAGAUGGCCAAUGUCGUCAGGAAGAUGAGUUGCGGGACCUUCUCUUUCCUGUUUUAUACUGUGCUUACUAUUUCAUUCUGUUUCAUCAUGAUGCAGUUUACUAUGUCUGGUGGUGGUGGUGGUGGUGGUGUUGCCGACAAGAAGAAAUAG